Vicia villosa (hairy vetch) is the source of this 1066-nucleotide messenger RNA. RefSeq names its product E3 SUMO-protein ligase MMS21. Bases 126 to 866 code for a protein of 246 amino acids. Gene Ontology annotation, molecular function: zinc ion binding; SUMO ligase activity. The transcript has 7 exons. Gene Ontology annotation, cellular component: Smc5-Smc6 complex; nucleus. NCBI's taxonomy places the organism in Eukaryota, Viridiplantae, Streptophyta, Magnoliopsida, Fabales, Fabaceae. The record is from RefSeq and is a predicted model, not a curated record. Gene Ontology annotation, biological process: double-strand break repair via homologous recombination; protein sumoylation.
AAUUUAUUCACUUGCGCACUUACAUUUCAAAAUUCAAUUUUCACGUGACGCCUCACUCGAGUUUCAUAUCUCCCUCCAAAAUCUCCUUUCCCGGAACAUUGAAGGAGCCCAUCCAUCGGAGAAUCAUGGCGUCAUCUUCGCACGGCGGCGCUUCUGGUCGGAUAAAGAACUUAGCUGCUACCUUCGGCUCUGAUAUUCAACCUUUCAUUUCUGAUAUCCGAACAACAGUGGGCGUGAUGAAGAAUAUUGCAGUUCAAUUGGAAAAAGACAAUCUUCCGGACAAGGUGAAGGAAAUGGAAGAUGCUGUUGUGGAGUUAGUUGAGUUAUCUGAACACAGUGUGCAUUUUUCAUCUGCUGUUCAAGCUUUUGGUAAUAGAUACCAACCUGGAGAACAGUUGACUGAUUUUCAUAAGGUACUCGAAGAUGAAAUUUUGCAGUAUAACGCCAAUCGAAAUUCAGAUGUUCAAAAACACCCUUUAGUGCGGCAGUUUAAGGAAGCUGUAUGGAAAGUGCAUCAUGAGGGACAGCCAAUGCCAGGUGAAGAGGAGGAGGACAUUGUAAUGACCAGUACCCAAUCUAAUAUUUUGAAUUUUAAAUGUCCAUUGAGUGGAAAGCCUAUUACUGAGCUUCAAGAACCAGUUCGCAGCAUGCAAUGCAGGCACAUUUAUGAAAAACAAGUGAUAAUGCAAUAUAUCCAGUCGAAGAGUAACCGUACUCGAUGCCCAAUACCAGGUUGUCCAAAAGUGUUGGAUGCAAAUGUGCUGGUACAAGAUCCAUCGUUGGCUGUGGAUAUUGAUGAAAUGCGAAAAAUGAACAGCAAAGAAACUAAUGUAGAGGAUUUCACCAUGCUUGAUGAAGAUGAAUGAACGAUAAAACCAACUGGUGAUAUGUUUUUGUCUGUAAAUUCUGAUAGUUUUGGACUUUCACUUUGUGGCCUGUAUUAGUAUUUUGGCAUUUGUUUAUUGAAGUGGUUUAUUGAAGUAAGUUUCUGACUUUGUUUUUCAUUUCUCAUCGUUCAAUCAUACAAUAUUGUGCUCCCUCUACUUAACCUGUUAUCUUCUAUUUA